This is a messenger RNA of Fopius arisanus, 4840 nucleotides long. It is a transcript of the gene Ack-like, whose product is annotated as activated Cdc42 kinase-like. The transcript has 7 exons. The record is from RefSeq and is a predicted model, not a curated record. Gene Ontology annotation, biological process: protein phosphorylation. Gene Ontology annotation, molecular function: protein binding; ATP binding; protein tyrosine kinase activity. Lineage: Eukaryota; Metazoa; Arthropoda; Insecta; Hymenoptera; Braconidae. The coding region runs from base 481 to 4074 and encodes 1197 amino acids.
CUAAAGAUGUGCAUUGGGAGCACAAGCCUCAAGAUGUGUAGAGUAAAAGUGCAUCACCCCUGGAACAAUUCCCAAUGAGGAAUAAAACAAUAAAACCCAUCUCUCACAUCAAAAUAUCUACACCCCAACCCCCCUAUAAUUCCGUGUAAAUUUUAUUUUUGUAACAACAAUUGAUCAUUAGGGAAAUUUACCAGUGGUCUCGGCGGGUCUGUUGACAGUGAAAAUCACGGGAAAGAGUAAAGACCAAAGCACAAAACCCCAUUGUUGUGUUUCGUGUUGAGUGAGAGUUGAAUGUCUCUUGGGAAAGUACUUUUUAAUGAGGGAAAAUGUCAGUGAGGAAAAUGCACCGAGGGGAGAUUUUUUUAAUCAGUAAUUUCUAGGGGUUUUUUUUUGGAGUGGGGCGACAACCGGGCAGUAAUUGAUUCUAUGAAUCUUUCAGUGUCUUAGAGGAGAUCCAGAUUUACUGACGGAAAUAGGAAAAUGGAUAUAUCGAGUGGAAUUUCGAGAAACGCCGGCCCGGGGCUCUACGAAUUCCUCAUGGAGGCUGAACUCCAGCAGUACUACGCGGGAAUUCGAGGUGACCUGAAAGUUCAAACGACAGCCCAAUUAAAAUACGUAACAGAAGAGGACCUAAACGCGAUUGGUAUGUCAAAACCGGAGAUGCGUCGCCUAAAGAAGUAUUUCCAGAAGUACUUUCCCCAGAACUACCUCUCAAAAUUCAAGAAAAUGCUCCUCUCAAAACGGGAGGAGGUGCCCUCAGGAGCCCUAGCAAUUCUUCCAGAAGAAAAACAAGACAAGCCCCCGAUAAAAGUUCCAAACAAACACAUGAUCCCAGCGGAUGCAAUAAUCGUGAACAAGGAGUUGGGCAUGGGUGAAUUUGGUGUUGUCCAGCAGGGUGUGUGGACAAACGACGGUGAGAGAAUUCAAGUGGCCAUAAAGUGUCUCUCCCGAGAGCGAAUGCAAAAUAAUCCUAUUGAAUUUCUCAAAGAAGCAGCAAUAAUGCAUGCGAUAGAUCACGAGCACAUUGUACGUUUGUACGGUGUUGUUCUCGAUACAAACUCUCUAAUGCUAGUCACCGAAUUAGCACCACUUCGAUCUCUAUUAGAAUGUCUCAAAGAGCCUAGUUUACGAGGCAGUUUUCCAGUUCUCUCUCUGUGCGAUUUCUCUAUUCAAAUAUCAGACGGUAUGCAGUAUCUAGAAGCCAAAAGACUGAUCCACCGAGACCUGGCAGCUCGAAAUAUCCUAGUAUUCUCCAAAAACAAGGUCAAAAUAUCAGACUUCGGUUUAUCCCGGGCCCUUGGAGUUGGCAAGGACUACUACCAAACGAAUUUCAACGUAAACUUGAAGCUUCCCAUCGCCUGGUGCGCACCAGAGUGCAUCUCUUACUUGAAGUUCACCUCAGCAAGUGACGUCUGGGCCUACGGUGUCACCCUCUGGGAGAUGUUCAGCUACGGUUUCCAACCCUGGGCAGCACUGACAGGUCACCAGAUCCUGGAGGCAAUAGACGAGCCGAAUUUCCAACGCCUGGAACAACCCGACUGCUGCCCGAAGGACUACUUUUCCCUGAUGCUACAGUGCUGGCAGCACGAGCCAGCUAAACGACCAAAAUUUUCAGAGCUAAUUAAUCUCCUCCCAGACCUCAAGCCCGAACAGGUCCAGGCGGUGCAGGAUAGCGGAGAAAUCGGCCAAUUGUGCUACAGACAGGGUGACAUCAUUACUGUUCUCGAUAAAGGGAGCAACAACAUCCUCUGGAAGGGAGUUCUCCCCAGUGGAAAGACUGGUCUCUUCAAUCCUGCGCACACAAUUGCUUAUUUGGGGUCUAAUCUACCUAGUAAUAAACCUGGUGAAUUUUCCAGAGGCGACGGGAAGAAUGCGUUUUCGUCUCAGCGGAGGAAAAUUCGCACUGAUAUGAUUUCCUCACCCCAGGGCGAUCUCAAGCACACAGGGCACGUUGGACUCGAUGGAGCUUAUUUCGGGGACAUAAGUUUUCUUGGAGGAAAAUAUCCACAUUUACCGAGACAGGUGGUGACGCCGUACAAACCUCAUGAGGAUGUGCCUGAUAAUUCGAGUCAGAUUGUCAAUCAGGAUGGGAGGGACUGCAGGGAUGUGAGAGAGGGCAGGGAGUGCAGGAAUGAUACUGGGAGGAAUAGCAGAGGGCAGGAAGUGAAGCAUGAGAAUGUUUGGGAGGGUAAUGACGUGGUCAUGGGGAAUGGAGGGAAAGCUAAAGCUGUUGGGGGCAAGAGGGCAAUUGUUGAGGGUCUGCCUGCUGAUCAUGAGUACCAUGAGAUCAGUGAUGAGGAGAAUCAGGACAGCCCUCUUAGAUUUGAUAAGCCUUUGGAUUUUGAUUUUGGACCCAGUCUGCUUGAUGAGAUGGACCAGAUGUUCAGGUCAUUAGGGACUUCUCCACCUCCACCACCGCCAGGUCAUCCUGGCUCCACUGAUCAUGAGGCGAGUAAUGUGAGAAACGAAUUGAGAGAAAUGCAAGCCAAACAGAGCUCCAAGAAGAAACAAGCCACCGUGAGUCCCAUAAAUGUGAAACCAAUAUCUGCCGCCGAUCAGAAAACAUUGUACUCGGCGAUAGCAAUGGCGCAGGAAUUGACAGCUCGUUCAAUGUCGGAUCUUGAACAUCCACCAGAAUCACCACGCACACCAGUAAGCCCCUCAAGACGCAGAAAAUUCAGUUUUAAGUUGCCACAUCAACACAGUCCCAAACCCGAUAGGCGACACUUUUCCGAGGAAGCUGCCAGUAUACCUGACAUCCAGGCGACACUCUCGGACGAAGCUAAGGAGGUGUACAACAGUCUGGUGGAGACACAGGUACUCGAUAAUACAACGGAUACAAAUCCAUUGAGAAUGCUGAGAUCCGGAUUGCCAAUGGUCCGUUCAAAAUUACGAGCGAGUCGUCAAUCAAGUUUCAGCAGCACUCUGUCACCAUCCGAAGAGAUCGUCGACUCGAAUUUCUCGUAUGAUUUCAAUCACGUGGGAUCGACAACACUUCCCAAGAUAAGAACGCCAUUACCACCAAAUGUGCCGCUGAUGGGCACCUCCAGGACACUGGAGAGACACAGUUCGGCAAUUGGAAUCGAGAACAAUCAGAAUCAUAAUAAUGUCGAUGAGAAUCCGAUUCCGUUGCCUCCGAGGGACCGAUCUAAGACGCUGCAGCCUAAGUCUAGUCUUCCCAGACAUCAGCGGAAGCAUCCGUUGAUCAUUCCUGGGGAUGGGGUCACGAGGACACUCGCUAAGAUGGCGGUCACCACUGGGGUGGAGGAUCAGGUGGAUGGACCGAUUGUCAGGGGUGAGGAUUCUGGGGGCAGGGGAGAGGCUAGUACUUCGGAGGCUGCUCCAAACAGUCCCGACGAGUUCGAGAGACGAAUAGCCUCAGACUUGGCCGCCCUGGACAGUCUCCCCCUGGACCCAUCGCCAAACCGUCUCCACCGUUGCAGCGUCAUCUCGGAGGACCUCCUCGAGUUCUCAGAGAACCUGAUCGAGAGCGACUCCAAAGAAUCCCACAAUUCCUCCCUGGACUGCCAAAAAACUCCCCAAGCCUCUCCAAAAUCCUCCCGUCCCUUCCUGGAAACCCAAUCAGAGUCUUCAAAGCUGUCGUACGACGACACAAAAGAGCCAAAAGAGUCUUCCUCCAGUAAUCAGGUGCCAAUUUCAAAACUGAAUAAAAAUGAAUCCAUACAAGAUGUUGAUAACAGACGAACGAGAACGAGUGAUUUAUCGAGACAGUCGGAUCAUGUUUCUUGCGAAGAUCUUCUGGAGUUCGCGUGUGACGGUCCCAACGCCAGAAGAACUCGAGGACCUCACAACGGUGAACAAUCCGACGAAGUUCGGAUUAUGCUGAAAGUCCUGCACGAUCAGUCGACACCAGAGUCCUGUGUGGCUGCUCUCAAUGUCACUGAUUGGGAUGUCCUUGCAGCUAUCAAGUUGGAGCGUCUUCAGGGCCUGUUGAAGAAGGAGAACCACUUCGUGGGCCUGGAGGACUGCAAAGUCAUGUUGAGUCAGUGUGGGGGGGACGUUGUGAAAGCUGCUGCAUUACUGAGGAAUACUGAGGACACUGCGUCGGUCUAGGCAGGUGAUGAGUUUAAUUAAAUGGAAAUCUCAAUUUCAAAAUCCUCACGAAGGACGAGAAUUUAUCCCGCGAAUUUUGGAAAGUCCGAAAAAUUAAAAAAACUAUCGAUUUUGAAUCAUUAAUGGAAAGCAUCUCCAUUUUUUUCUUUUCAAAUCGUCCAAAUUUUCAUCUGAUUAAUAUUUUUUUUAUGUUAACUCUCGAGAGUUCGGGAAUUCAACAAUAUAUAUAAAAAUUUGGGAACCGAUAGAAUCUUUUUUAUGUGACAGGUACAUUUUUGAGUCACGUCACCUUGAUUAAUCGUGUCAGAAAAUUAUUUUGGGGUGCAUUCAAUUAUUGAGAGGAAAGGGAAACCAUAAAGUGUAGACUUUUUGCAUGUUGGAUGUUGCUACGAAAUUUCUAAAUUAUUGAAUUAAGCGUCUAGGUGGUAAUUGAAUUUGAAUCUCUAGAAAUUAGAUUUAACUCUCGUGUAGAAACGCUUAUUUCGUUGGUGUUAUGAAAUAUAUGAAACCAGUGAUCUGGCCCAGUGGUUCAGGUACUCGAUUCACAUGCGAAAAGUUCUCAGUUUGAAUCCCGAUGGGGGAUUUGACUAGUCAGUCUUGACCAGUCACACGUGAGGUGUGUGAAAUAUUUGGAGGAAGAUAGACGGAAGAUUGUCUCGGUACUAUGAAAUAGUUGUGUUAAAUCGAUCUAUCGAAGUUUUUUUUUUCCGAAUUUAUAUGUGAAUGGAGAAUUUACUAAAUUCUCAUCUUUUUAAUUGAAAUUAAA